CAGCGGUGAGCGGUACAGCGCACGCCGUCUUCAGCGGUGAGGGAUGCAGCGCGUUCCUUCGUCAGUGGUGAACGCGACUCAGCGCGUGCCGUCGUCAGCGGUGAGCGGUACAGCGCGUGUCGUCGUCAGCGGUGAGCGGUGCGACGCAUGUCGCCAUCUGCGAGCACUUGUUUAGAUGCUCAACGUGAUUGUUGCGAGGGUAGCAAUUCCCACAUAUUACCAAGCGGCGCUGACAGCAGCGCUGAGAUCGCCGGCGAGGCACCAGGCCCACGGCCAUCUGCAGAGCCGGACGGCGAGGCUGUACCACGGAGCGAACGGCGAGCACCACCAGCAGCUACCUGCCGGCAUGAGGGUGGUUGAUCUGCGCAGUGACACGGUCACCAGACCGACCGCUGCCAUGAGGCGGGCUAUGGCGGAGGCCGAGGUCGGAGAUGACGUCAUGGGUGACGACCCAACCGUUCAAGCCCUGGAGAGGAAGGUCGCCGACAUGUUGGGUUUUGAGUCGGCGCUAUAUGUGCCCUCGGGCACCAUGGCUAAUCUCAUAUCCAUAAUGUGUCACUGCACGGCCAGAGACAGCGAGAUCAUCGUGGGAGACAAGUGUCACAUCCAUCUGUAUGAGCAGGGCGGCUGCGCCACUGUUGCCGGGGUGCACCCGCGAGUGAUGCCUAACCGACCCGACGGCACCAUCGACCCGGACCUGCUGCGCGCCAAGGUGCGCUCCGAGGACGUCCACUACCCGGUCACGAAGCUCAUCUGCCUGGAGAACACGCACAACUACUGCGGCGGCAAGGUGCUACCGCUGGACUACCUGGAUCAGGUGGUGGCUCUGGCGAAGGAGGUGGGAGUACCUCUGCACAUGGACGGCGCCCGACUACCCAACGCUGCCGCCGCACUGGGUGUGCCGAUGUCGCGGAUUCUCCGCGGAUUUGCUUCCAGCACGCUGUGCCUGAGCAAGUCGCUGUCGGCUCCGGUGGGCUCGCUGAUCGUCGGCUCAGCGCAGUUCAUCAAGCAGGCGCGCCGAACCCGGAAGGUGCUGGGCGGUGGUAUGCGCCAGGUGGGCGUGCUGGCCGCCGCUGGUCUUCUGGCCGUGGACGUCAUGUGUGACCGGCUGGUUGACGACCACCAGCGGGCCCGGAGGCUGGCCGAAGGACUUAGCGUCAAGAACUACACCUUCAGCAUGCUUCUCGACAUAAAAGCCAUCAACAGCUGCGGGAAGCCCGGCGCCUCCGUGGACCUGGAGAACCUGCACAGCAACAUUCUGCUGCUGGACCUGGACCCGAACGUUAUGCUGCCCGACCAGUUCUGCCAGAGGAUGCAGGAGGCGCCGCCGGAGGAGAUCCAGGCGCUGGGGGAGCCGGUGGCGGUGCACAUGUUCCCCAUGUCCUCCUCCAACGUGCGCAUGGUGCUGCACGCCGACGUAAGCGACGCAGACGUGACGAAAGUGGCGCAGAAGCUGGUGUUCGUCAUCCGAGGUCUGAGUGGGAGCCGCCAGACGCCGACGGGCACGCGCCUGCAGCGGGGCGUCAGUGUCAUCGUGGAGUAGCCGCGGCCCGCAGUAGAGGCCUCCGUAGUGGAUAGCUGUGCACGGAAUGCGUGAUGGACGCCAUAGACCUGACGGAUACACUCAAGUGAUCACUGGCCAACAUAUAUCACAUCCGAAAUGGCUCAAACGACCGAACUUAACCCAAAUGUCAAUUUCAUGGAUGAGAUGUAAUAAAAAAUGAA
Messenger RNA from Pollicipes pollicipes, 1725 nucleotides. Its product is annotated as putative low-specificity L-threonine aldolase 2. The transcript has 13 exons. The record is from RefSeq and is a predicted model, not a curated record. Gene Ontology annotation, molecular function: L-allo-threonine aldolase activity. Bases 176 to 1543 code for a protein of 455 amino acids. NCBI's taxonomy places the organism in Eukaryota, Metazoa, Arthropoda, Thecostraca, Pollicipedomorpha, Pollicipedidae. Gene Ontology annotation, cellular component: cytosol. Gene Ontology annotation, biological process: glycine biosynthetic process; L-threonine catabolic process.